AUGUCUCCGCGCAUGCCAAGUACGGCUUCCCUGCGCCUCUGCCGCAUGCCUUUGCGGCUCUGCCCCAUGCCUUUGCGGCUCUGCCCCAUGCCUUUGCGGCUCUGCCCCAUGCCUUUGCGGCUCUGCCCCAUGCCUUUACGCCUCUGCCGCAUGCCUUUGCGGCUCUGCCUCAUGCCUUUACGCCUCUGCCCCAUGCCUUUGCGCCUCUGCCCCAUGCCUUUGCGCCUCCGCCUCAUGCCUUGGCGGCUCUGCCCCAUGCCUUUGAGCCUCCACCUCAUGCCUUUACACCUCUGCCCCAUGCCUUUGCGCCUCUGCCCCAUGCCUUUGCGCCUCCGCCUCAUGCCUUUGCGGCUCUGCCCCAUGCCUUUGCGCCUCUGCCUCAUGCCUUUGCGGCUCUGCCGCAUGCCUUUGCGCCUCUGCCUCAUGCCUUUGCGCCUCUGCCGCAUGCCUUUGCGCCUCUGCCACAUGCCUUUGCGCCUCUGCCUCAUGCCUUUGCGCAUGUCGUUGGCUCCCCCACCUCCCCCCCACUCCCCUCCUCGCGCGCAGGUGCGCGUAUCGCUGGCGGGCGGCGGGCGAGUGCUGGUGUGGUGGGUGACAGCUGGCAACACAGCAGCCACAGUGGAGUAUGGGGAGAGCCGCGGCAAGUACACCAAGGUGGCUUCCGGGAGUGUGACUGGUUAUCGGUCGGGGUACAUCCACAAGGUGCUGCUGGGGCGACGAUUCGAGGAUGGUGUCUUAAAGCCCGGCACCACCUACUUCUACCGCCUGGGAGGCACGGGGCCCGAGUUUGCCUUCAAGACACCACCGCUGCCAGGCAAUCCAAUCGAUGUCGCCCUCAUGGGCGGGUGUGUCGCACUGACUUUGGCUGUGUUGUGGCAUGGGAGGCACGGGCCCCGACCCUCAUCUCCUCCCCUCCGUCCCCUUCAUGCACACUGGUCGACAUGGACCCAGCAGCAGCAACAGGCAGCCGCCACCACCAUCACGCGCCUCUCUUGCACCCCUCACUCUUUCCCAUUCUUCCCCCCCUUCUCCCACCAUCUCCUCCCUUUCCUUCACCCCAUGCAUGCUGGUAGACAUGGACACAGCAGCAGCAGCAGCAGCAGCAGCGGCAGCAGAAGCACCAGCAGCUACCACCAACCCCACCCUCCCUCCCUAACCCCCCAUCCACACUGGUCGACAUGGACACAGCAGCAACAGCAGCCGCCACCACCAUCACGCGCCUCUCCUGCACGCCCCACUCUUUCCUCUACACACAAGCACUCCCCUUCCUUUAACUCUUGUCCCGCUUCUCCUCCCCCCCCUUCCCCUUCCUCCCCCCCACCCACCACCAGCCGAUAUGGGCUCCGAGCCAGCAGCAGCCGCCGGGUGGCUUAUUGGUCGACUCAAAAGUCCCCUCCCCCUCUACCCCCUCCCCCCCCCCCACCAGCUGAUAUGGGCUGCAAGCCACCAGCAGCCGCCACCAUCUCGUGCCUCUCCCACACGCCCCACUCCCUCGUGGUCUUCCCAGGGGACCUUUCCUAUGCCAACGGCUACCAACCAGAUUGGGACAAGUUUCAGUCCCUCAUCCAGCCGGUGGCGUCCCUCCGACCCUGGAUGACAGGUUCGGGGAACCACGAGGACGAGGCUGAUGAGGGCGCGCCGAGGCUGAACCCCUUCAAGGUGUACAGCCUUCGCUGGCCCAUGCCUGCUGCUGCCAGCAGGUCACCUUCGAACCUCUACUAUUCGUUUGAUAGCGGCAGCAUUCAUUGGGUGAUGCUGUCGUGUUAUUCGGACUACUCCCAAGGGUCUGCGCAGUACAAGUGGCUCCAGGCGGAUCUAGACAAGGUGGUCCGCAGGGUGACAUCAUGGCUUUGCAUUGCUCCUCUCCUCCCUUCCUUCAAACCCCCUCCUCACACAUACCCUCCCCAGGUGGAUCUAGCCAAGGUGGAUCGCAAGGUGACGCCGUGGCUGAUAGCGGCGUUCCACGAGGCGUGGUAUCACAGCAACAAGGAGCACCACCUCAACGGCGAGGCCAUGCAGGUGGCUCUUGAGAAGACGCUGUAUGAUGCACGCACGGAUGUGGUGGUGUGCGGCCACGUGCAUUCCUAUGAGCGCACGCGCUGCAAGCUGCAUGCACAUGGGCAUGCAUGCGGACACGCGCAUGGGCAUGCAUGUGGACACUCGCAUGGGCAUGCAUAUGGACACGCACAUGGCAUGCAUAUGGACACGCACAUCGGCAUGCAUGUGGGCACGUGCAUGGGCGUGGUGGUGUGUGGACACGUGCAUGCUUAUGAGCGCACGGUGAGUGGGAGAGUGUGUGUGGAACGUUAA
This is a messenger RNA of Closterium sp. Naga37s-1, 2310 nucleotides long. NCBI's taxonomy places the organism in Eukaryota, Viridiplantae, Streptophyta, Zygnematophyceae, Desmidiales, Closteriaceae. The record is from the annotation of a GenBank genome assembly.